CUCUCGCUCAAAACGGGGAAAAAAAGAAAAAAAAAACAUAAAAAAACCUAGUCGCUCAAAACUUUUCGCCCUAUCUUCUUGCUCCUGCCUCCGCCCCCAUCCCCUCCCCUCCCCUUCCCUUCCGGUCGCUCGCCGAUCGCCAUCGGCAGUCCCUGCAGCGCCACUCGCCGCUCGACAUCGAAGAUCGGGUUUUUUAGAACCCAACUCGCCCCGGGCCGCGCACCGCUCGACAUCGAAGAUCGGGUUCUUUAGAACCCAACUCGCCCCGGGCCGCGCACCGCUCGCCAUCGGAACGCCCCACGAGGCCGAGCAUCGGAAGUUCGGAACCACCCCUGCAGCGCACCGCUCGCCAUCGGAACCCCCCGCGAGGCCGAGCAUCGGAAGUUCGGAACCACCACGGCCGCGCGCCGCUCGCCACUGGAACCCCCCGCGAGGCCGAGCGCUGCUCACCAUCGGAAGUUUUGAACCAUCCCGACCGCGCGCCGCUCGCCAUCGGAACCCCCCGCGUGGCCGCGCACCACUCGCAAUCUGGUUCCGAGUUCCGCUGUUCCGCCGCCGCAUGCCCACUUCAUCUGGAUCUUGAAGGCACUUUUGGCAGCAUUAAGGAAUGAAGGUGAGGGAGAGCGAGGCGAUCUUCGAUGUCUUAGGCCUCAACCCACAGCUCUUCAUCAAUGAAAUACUUAACACCGUUGACGACAUGGUUGAAGGAGCCUUUGAUUUCUGCCUCCAGCGGAUGCCGGUGGUUGCUGGUGUUGGUCAUGCCGAAAAGGCCAAAGAGUUGCCCAAGGGUGUUUAUGCCCUUCGUCACUUGGCAAAAACUAUUUUGGAUAAGCGAAUGGACAGUUGGGAGAAAUAUUGCCUUAGGCAUUGUUUUACUGUUCCUGAGGGGUUUGCGUUGCCUAAAGCUAAUAAUUUAUCCACUAAAGAUGUUCUGCUUGAAGAAGAGCUCUCUGAUGCAGAACCUGAUGCUUGGUUAGAUUCCAUGAGGGAGAAACUUUCAACAAUUGGAAAGGAAUCUGGAGAACUACAAAACGAGAUCUUCUUAUUGGAAAAGCAGUCCCAUUUCUGCACCAAUUAUGACGCAACUGUUGCUGAGGCGCAGCAAAUAUUUGAGGAGAGCACUGUGCAAGAGAUGUUUCAAGAUAUAGCGAGAGCUCUUCCAGUGCUGCAUUGUAAAAUAUCAGAACUGAACAAGAAGAGGGAAAGCUUGGAACAUCAUAGGGUCAGAAUGUUGUAUGGUCCAACUGAAGAUCCACAUGCAGUGCACGACGAUGGUUUUUCCGCGAGGCUUGAAGAUGUUCAUGACAUUCUGAACAUAGUAAGAGAUGCGUAGCUGUCACGCAGUUUACAAUAUCUAAAAUGCAUUAAUUUUCAACUUUCAGAAUAUGCAGCAGCUUUUCAGCAAGCCAUGAAUUUCUCUGUAAUUCGGGGAAAUAUUUACUAGUUUGUGUAACUAUCUUUUUUUUAUCUUGCUUUUUUACUAAUUGUUGUCUUAACUCUACUGUUGACUGCAUUACCGCAAGUGUCAGCUGCAAAUUUUGUGCUGGAGUAUGACUCAGGAUUUAAUUUUGUUAUAACAAUAGUCCCCAAACUUCGAAUUUUAUUUUCAUCUGAUCUUCCGGUUUUUAUAUUUA
This is a messenger RNA of Ananas comosus (pineapple), 1634 nucleotides long. RefSeq names its product protein MIS12 homolog. Bases 608 to 1333 code for a protein of 241 amino acids. The record is from RefSeq and is a predicted model, not a curated record. The transcript has 8 exons. Gene Ontology annotation, biological process: mitotic sister chromatid segregation; kinetochore assembly; protein localization to kinetochore. Gene Ontology annotation, cellular component: chromosome, centromeric region; nucleus. NCBI's taxonomy places the organism in Eukaryota, Viridiplantae, Streptophyta, Magnoliopsida, Poales, Bromeliaceae.